ACGAACCAAUGGGUUGAAUUAAACAUGAAAUAAGCAGUGUGCAGUAGUAGCUUUCAUAAAACCUCCUUUCUCUUCUCUGCUUCAUUAAUUCACAAACUCGGAAAGUGGACCUCUCUGCUUCGCUGUGUUUAUUUUUCCCUUUUUCACUCUGUUCAUUCAUAAUUCUAAACCCUUUUCACAUCCAAAUUACAUCUCAAUUCACAGUUAUGGACUCUCGCAACAAGAAAAAUGCAGGUUGGGUAUCAGUGCCACAGUUUGGGGAUUGGGAUCAGAAGGGGCAAGUACCUGAUUAUUCACUUGAUUUCUCUAAAAUAAGGGAAACAAGGAAACAUAACAAAUCAAAUAUUUCAAGAGCAAGUCUUGGAAAUGAACAAGAGUUCAACAUGGAUUCAAUCUCCACCAACAGUGCCCACAGCCACAGCCACAGCAGUGACCAACAACAACAACAACACCUCCCUCGCUAUCAUCAAACACACUCUCCAACUACUAGGAAGAGCUUCCUCAGCUAUUUCAACUGCUGUGUGAAAGCCUAAUAUGAUGCUUAGGGGCAGUUAUGAUUCUUCUCCUUUGGUGAUAAUUUCUUGCUUAUAGACAAUUAUGUUGCUUCUAAUUAUGUCAUAACUAUUUUGUUCUUGGUUUAGAGUUAAAAGAAGAACAAAAAAAAUGUUUCGUUUGUGAUGCUCUAUCUAUGUUUAAAUGAAUUACAUGUUGUUGCUUGAAA
Molecule: messenger RNA, 721 nt
Organism: Vicia villosa (hairy vetch)
Lineage: Eukaryota; Viridiplantae; Streptophyta; Magnoliopsida; Fabales; Fabaceae
Exons: 3
Coding region: 207-533 (108 amino acids)
Source: RefSeq, a predicted model, not a curated record